GAUGCAAAGUGAGAGAUGAGAUUUGCCAAAGACAAAAAAUCAAGCGCCAAAAAAUGGAUGAAAAAGAAAAAAGAAAGUUAGAGCGUGAGCUAUCCAAAUUGAGUUUUAACGAAAUUAUUAAUUCAUGCAAGCGCUUGUCCAAUGACCAACUAUUUGAUUUAGAAGAUGUCAUGUCAGAUAGAAUUGUUCGGAAAAAACUAGAGCAUGAAUGGUACGAUCCAAAAACAUGCAAAAGUGUUUUAUAUAGCGAAAGAGUAGAAAAAGUUAAUAAAAGAAAAAAUAACUUUAUUUACACCAUUUCUUACUGGAAAGAUGAUGAAACUGAUAUUGGAGCUGUUGACUAUUGCAUGAAAAAGAUCCAGCUUGCUGCUGAUGUUGUUUUCAGAAAUUUGUUUAUUAACCGAAGAAAAUGGUUAGCUCGUUAACCAUACUGUAUGGUUCUGUUAAUGUGAGAAUCACAUGAAAGACAAUAAUAUAGGUAUUUGCUAUACUUGGUUAUAAAGAUGACAUGUUUUUUAAAGCCAAUUGACUUAAUUAUAGCCCCACAAUAGUAGUUGUAUAAUUUUUUUAGUAAUAUAUAACCAAUUAAAUAAUAAUAUUAGGUUAGAGGGGGAAAAAACUCAUAGUAGAUAUGUUGAUGAUGUUUUAAAGGGGAA
Hydra vulgaris (swiftwater hydra) is the source of this 656-nucleotide messenger RNA. The record is from RefSeq and is a predicted model, not a curated record. NCBI's taxonomy places the organism in Eukaryota, Metazoa, Cnidaria, Hydrozoa, Anthoathecata, Hydridae.